Pollicipes pollicipes is the source of this 1928-nucleotide messenger RNA. RefSeq names its product zinc finger protein 668. The transcript has 3 exons. Gene Ontology annotation, biological process: regulation of transcription by RNA polymerase II. NCBI's taxonomy places the organism in Eukaryota, Metazoa, Arthropoda, Thecostraca, Pollicipedomorpha, Pollicipedidae. Gene Ontology annotation, molecular function: DNA-binding transcription factor activity; RNA polymerase II cis-regulatory region sequence-specific DNA binding. Bases 222 to 1928 code for a protein of 568 amino acids. The record is from RefSeq and is a predicted model, not a curated record.
UCAGAAUAACUGUCCAUUCUAAUGUUUUGGCAAUUGCGAGUAUUUACUUCUCAGAUAUAACCAGAGAGCCCUCGUCGCUUUUGCCGCAUAUCCCCUCCGUGCGUGUGGGAGGAUAUGUUUCCUUGUCUGCGACCGUCCAAGCGGGUCGUUCAGAUGCUGAUGCAUGUGAACAGCCAGCUCGAGAAUCCAGCCCUGUGGAAACUGCUACUGGGCAUGAGAAGAUGGGAUGUCCAGUUGAUCUGAACCACUUCAAAUCUGAGGGUGUCCAGCCAGAUGCGGAUCAUGUCAUGAUGGGCUCCGCAGAGGUGUCAGAGCUGGUUACAAUACCUGAAGGCAAUAUCUACUGUGCCAGCAUGCCAACAGUGGUGUUUAGCACUGGGUGUAGUGAUCAUGAAAUGCCCAUCAUUCAUUCUCUUCUUGAAAUUCCCCAGAACUUUAGUGCAGCAUCAUUUGAUCAAAGCUCAAUAGAUGGUGACCUGAUCACAAUUGAUGCUAAUGCUAUCUGCAUCAGUAAUGAAGUUAAACAGGCUAGCUGUGCACCAACACCUUCACCAGGCAUUUCCAGUCCAGCCCCCUCAAUUUUGAGAAGGAAUCACAAGAAGUCCAGCUACAAGUACCUGUUCAAGUUCCAGCCAGUUGAUACUCAGAGUUUAGAGCUGACACAGCUUGCAGAAUGUGUGAAGCUGCUGGUGGACUUUGCCUAUUGCAGCUCUGAGCUGCAGGUAACAGAGGAGACCUACCCAGUGCUGCACGAGCUUGCCAAACUGCUGGAGAUGGAGGAGGCGGUGUCGGCCUGUGAGAAACACGCGGUGGAUCGGCUGGUGGGUGAGCCGGAGCCUCCGGCGCCGCCGCCGGCCUCGGAGCCGGGGCCCGGUGGCGGCUCCCCAGCGGGCUCCACCGCGGAUCCGCCUGACGACCCUGCCGACGCCAGUCACGGCCAGCUGCUCGUUUGCCGCAACUGCUCCUUCUUCUGUCACGGCGCGUCGCGCAUGCGCGAGCACCGGCGCAUGCACCACGUACGCAGCUACAUGUGCGCGCACUGCGGCGUGACGCGCCAGAAAACGAGCCAGCUGCUGCGCCACCUGAUGCAGGCCGACCACGGCGAGACGGUGUGCUCGCUCUGCUUCCACGAAUGCGGGCCUGGUGAGCGCAUGGCCGACCACUACGUGCGCCACAACGACCCGCGGCCCUUCUUCUGCUCCGUCUGCUUCGCCCGCUUCCCCAGCCGCACUGGACUGAACCUGCACAUGCCGACCCACUCCAGCGUCAAACCGUUCGUGUGCCGCACCUGCGGCCAGGCGUUCAAGUGGCGCCACGCGCUGCAGAGCCACGCGCGCACGCACGGCGCAGAGAAGAAGCUGCUCUGCGACGUGUGCGGCUUCUGCACGCGCCACACGGGCCAGUUCAAGGCGCAUAAGGCGCGCCACGCGGGUAUGACGCACCAGUGUCCGCACGACGGUUGUCCGUUCCGGGCGACCACGCCGUGGCUGCUCAAGGACCACCUGGUGACCCACGCCUCCGAUAAACAGUAUCAGUGCGAGGUGUGCGGCAAGAAGUUCGGCCACGUGCGCAAUAUGCGCCGCCACGCGCUGCUGCACGGCCGGCAGGUGGCGCUCACGUGCGAGCGCUGCCCCUAUCAGACGACGCGCUCGGACAAGCUGGCGCAACACGUGCGUGCCAAGCACGCGACGGUGGCGCCUCCCGACGGCGAGCCGCCGCCAGUCGGCGACGAAGCGGCGCCAAGCGACCCUAGCGAGCCGGCGUCGUCGGCAGCGGCUGCCCCAGAGGCAGGCCAUCGCACCACCGCCGAUGCCGCCAGCCCUGCCUUCGUGCAGAAGCAUGCUGGCGUGACGGAUGAGGCUAGCGGCGCCGUCGAGAGCUGCAUGUCGAAGGGCAAGGAGCUCAUCUUCAAGCGCUUCGGUAUGUGA